CUCUUGGGGAGGAAGGGGGCGGCGGUUGUUUUUAAAGCCCGUCUCUUCCCCCGCCCCCCCAGCAGGAGGUGGGCGGGCGCAGGGCUCCCCUCUGCAGCCUGUGGGAAGGGGAGCUGGCCCCUUUGCUUUCUGCGUGGGGAUUCACCCGGCGGGCUGGGAGCACGAGCGAGCAGAUCCCGGGGCUCUGCGCGCGUGUGCGGACGCAGCUCGCCCGCCGCAGGGACACACCGACUCCUGCGUUGUUUACCGUGCGAGGGGAGGCAGGAAAUCAGAGGUGGGGGAAGCUGGGCAGAAGACCCCCUUCCCCCUCCCACACCACGAGAAAACCAAGAUCCAGGCGCAGAGUCGGAUCCGCCCGGCGGGGGUCUGGACCCGGCUGGCCGCUGAGCCCGACCCUCUCCCCACGCUGCGAGGGCGGGGAGCGCUGCGUCCGCGGGGGCGGAGGGCUUGUGUACCGCGGCUGUCCCCGCCCCCCUCCAGUUUGGGGCCGGUCCCCCUCACGCACUAACCCGCCUUGUCUCCCUGGCCUGCGGCAGCCGCCGGUGAAGGGCGCUGCACGGCGGCGCCCGGGAGAUGGAGGAGGAUACAGCUGGGGGAGGAGAGGCGGGGAGGAGGCACCAGCCGGCGGCGGCGGGCGGAGGAGGAGCAGGCGAGCCGAGGGAUGACAGGGGGAGCGGAGCGGGAGGAGGAGAGGGCAUGUGGGACCAGGUGCUGGACGGGCUCCGCAGCCGGGAUCAAAGAGGCAACGGCGGCGGCUGCAGCCCCUGCCCCAGCCCGGCCGAGAUGGCGCUGCACAAGCAGGAGCAGGCGGUGUCCGAAGCGAAGGGGGCCAAGGCGGAGGAGGAUGGUGAGGCAGCCGCGGCCAUGGGGCUGCAGGGGGCCGGGUCGGGCUUCCAGCCUCCCGAAGGCGGCUUCGGCUGGAUCGUGGUCUUCGCCGCCACCUGGUGCAACGGGUCCAUCUUCGGCAUCCAGAACUCCUUCGGGAUCCUCUACGUGAUGCUGCAAAGCGAUCUGGGCGGCGGCGAGAAGGACCCCACGCUGGAGUUCAAAACAGCGCUGGUUGGAGCCCUGGCCAUGGGGAUGAUUUUCUUCUGCUCGCCUAUUGUGAGUAUCUUCACUGACCGGAUUGGCUGCAGGACGACAGCAGCCUCGGGGGCAGCCAUCGCUUUUAUUGGACUCCUUUCCAGCUCUUUUACAAAGUCCCUUGAAGUCCGCUAUUUCACCUAUGGAAUCCUCUUCGGAUGUGGCAGUUCCUUUGCUUUCCAGCCCUCCCUGGUCAUCCUCGGCCACUACUUCAAACGCCGUCUAGGCUUGGUGAACGGCAUCGUGGCCGGAGGGAGCUGCCUCUUCUCAAUGUCCCUUCCCUUCUUUUUGAAAACAAUCGGGAGCACCAUCGGGCUAGCUCAUACUUUCCAAGUUCUCAGCGCCUUUAUGUUCAUCCAGAUUCUCUUGUCUCUGACUUUCCGGCCCAUCUUGCCACCUUCUUGUGACUCUCGCCAGGAUAGGCAAGAUAAACUGGCCAGCCGGAACAUGAAACAGCAGUGCGGGUCUCAGAUGCGGAAGUAUUUCAACAUGAGGGUUUUCCGGAUACAGACGUACCGAAUUUGGGCUUUUGGGAUUGCGACAGCCGUCCUGGGAUACUUUGUACCUUACGUGCAUCUGAUAAAGUAUGUGGAGGAGGAGUUUAAGGAAAACGAAAAGGAAUGGAUUCUCUUGGUUUGCCUUGGAGCCACAUCAGGGCUUGGGCGCUUGGUUUCUGGCCGGAUUGGUGACUGCAUUCCUGGACUGAAAAAGAUUUUCUUGCAGGUUGCCUCCUUUAUGCUUCUGGGCCUCAUGUGCAUGAUGAUCCCUCAGUGCCAAGCGUUUGAGGGGGUCAUUGUCGUCUGCCUCUUCCUCGGACUUUGUGAUGGAUUCUUUAUAACCAUCAUGGCCCCCAUAGCCUUUGAACUGGUUGGACCCAUGCAAGCUUCUCAAGCCAUUGGCUAUCUCCUGGGACUUAUGGCCAUUCCAAUGACAGCUGGCCCACCAAUAGCAGGAUACCUCCAUGAUUAUUUUGGGAAUUACUACCUAGCCUUUUACUUAGCUGGAGUUCCCCCAAUUAUUGGGGGCUUGGUCCUGUCUGUUGUUCCUCUGAUCCAUCAAAGAAUGCUCAAGAAGCAGCAGAUGGAUUCUGGCAAAGACAAGAUGUUGGUUUCAGAGACUGUCAUGAAUGUUUCAGAUCCAUCCCAUCACACAGCGGUGUCAGUGCUGCUUGGAUGAUGCCUUGGAGUGGGAUUCCAUUCCAUGCCACCUCAGUUUAAUCUGCAAUUAACAAAUUCUCAGACUGUUUUUUGAUCCCAUGUGAAGGCAAAAGAAUUCCAGUGGGGGUAAUCUUUGUAUCUUUUGUGAGAGUGCUCUGUCUCUCCCUGUCCUUCAAAGAAUCUAUCUUUGAAGCUGUCAGCAUGCUUUUAUGGACCAUCAGUUAAUCUCGGUAGUAUGGUCUGCCAGCAGACUCGAAUUCCUGCUAUUCAUGUUAAUGUAUACUUGCUGUCCCAUGUUAAUGUACACCAAGAAGGGAACAGCCGCUUACUAUCUAAUCUUCUACCCAAAUUGGCUGAGGACAGUGAAGGUAAGUUAACACAUUGGCUACUUCAGAUGUGAGUUUCACUGGUCUCAACACUCCUGUCUUUCCAUCUGUUCUUGGAGUAUGCUGCAUUGCAGUGGAAGAAUGCUUCUGACCACUUGCUGUGACUCAGUGUAUUACUGGUCCCCACCAAAGGUUUAGGGCUUUGGGUAACUGCAGGAAAAAGAGAGGGGGCUGAUAAAACAGAAAGGCAGAAAAGGAAGUAAAAAAAGAAUGAUUGGCUUUGCGCAGCUACUAUGGAUGGCCAGCUCCAUCCAUUCAAGCUUACUGCUCUGAAAGCCAGGAAUCUGUACCAUUUCCCAGUGCCUCAAUCUGUCAUUCAUCUCCGAUUUCUUGACCAGUAACUAAAUUAGUAGGCUUCCAAGCCAUCCAUUGCGAGGGAAAUUAAUGGGGGCUGUCUUAGGAUGCUGUAAUCAUUAAAAUACUAAAUUUGCAAGGCAACAAAAUUACUAGCAUUGAAUCCUCCAAGAGGAACAGUUAGUCGGAGCUGAGUCCUGAUGUUUACACAAGUCAGCAUUGGCCUGAGCCAUUCCCGUUGGUUAACUCCUCUUUUAGUAUUAUUUUUUUAACUAAGUUGCAGUAUGUGAGUUAGUU
This is a messenger RNA of Chrysemys picta bellii (western painted turtle), 3217 nucleotides long. RefSeq names its product solute carrier family 16 member 2 (gene SLC16A2). The record is from RefSeq and is a predicted model, not a curated record. NCBI's taxonomy places the organism in Eukaryota, Metazoa, Chordata, Testudines, Emydidae. Gene Ontology annotation, biological process: thyroid hormone transport; transmembrane transport. Gene Ontology annotation, molecular function: thyroid hormone transmembrane transporter activity; monocarboxylic acid transmembrane transporter activity. Gene Ontology annotation, cellular component: membrane.